AUGGGUAAAAACUGUGUAAUUGUCGGCUGCAGAAACAAGGAUACAAACAAAAUGGAGGGGUUAAAGUUCCAUCGAAUCCCAAAAGAUGAACCACGUCGUUCUCUCUGGUUAAAGGCCAUCAAUCGCCUCUGCCCCAUCACCGGCAAACCCUGGGUUCCCUCUGAUGAUGGAAGAAUUUGUAGCAGUCACUUUGUUAAAGAGAAAAGUGAUAAUCCAAGUAGUGUCGAUUAUGUGCCGACAUUGAAACUCAACUCGACUCCAAUGGCCAUCCCACUGCCAGAUCGAAGGAAAUCUCAACUUGCACUUGUAACAUCAAGAGUAGAGCAAGUAACAUCUGAAGGUCAGGCCAGUACUUGA
Helobdella robusta is the source of this 357-nucleotide messenger RNA. RefSeq lists its product as hypothetical. The transcript is spliced from 3 exons. Gene Ontology annotation, molecular function: sequence-specific DNA binding. Bases 1 to 357 code for a protein of 118 amino acids. NCBI's taxonomy places the organism in Eukaryota, Metazoa, Annelida, Clitellata, Rhynchobdellida, Glossiphoniidae. The record is from RefSeq and is a predicted model, not a curated record.